Molecule: messenger RNA, 4239 nt
Organism: Toxotes jaculatrix (banded archerfish)
Lineage: Eukaryota; Metazoa; Chordata; Actinopteri; Toxotidae
Exons: 9
Coding region: 1-3819 (1272 amino acids)
Biological process (GO): regulation of autophagy
Source: RefSeq, a predicted model, not a curated record
AUGAACAGAGACGGAGACAAGAGCGCAAAGACUGCGCUCCGGAGUCAGAAACAACCCAGGACGCACCAACAGGUUUCUGUGCAGAGGAGGAAGAAGGAUCCGUCUUCUAAAGAUGCUCGAAGUGGCUCCUGCUCCAAGGACACCCAGUCAGGUCAGUGCGACACCGAGAAGGAGGUGAAAACAGCGGGGCUGCAGGGAAAGCGUCCGGGGAAAGUGUCAAACAGUGCCACCGUAGAGUGCCAGAGGAGCCCCGGGGCGCAGAGGAAACUGUCCGAUGCCAGCAACGCUUCAGAGGACCUGAGCAAAGACUCCGGCUGCCUCUCUGGGAAACUCUCCUCCUCCGACAGCAGCUCAGAAAUAUCCGACUGCCCCUCGGAGGGCAACAAGCACGACUCUCCAAGUAGCGACAACGAAUUAAGCUGGAUAGACGGGAGAGCUUAUGUGAACCCGGAGACAGGCGACGGCAAACCGAGCGCAAAGGCAGCAGGAGAUACCUGCGCUCCCCAGCCCGAUGCUGCUGGAGGGGGUCUCAGUUUGUUUCACUCCUCUGGGACAUUUUUGGAGCUUAUGAUGGGGGAGACAAACGAGGAUCUUGUCAGGGAGGUGGAAGACCUGAGAUCAGAGAACGAGUAUCUGAAAGAUGAGGUGGAGGAGCUUCGCUGUGAGAUGCUGGAAAUGCGUGACAUGUUCCAGGAGGAGGAGGUGUACCAGCUGCAGGAGCUGCGGCUGCAGCUGGAGCAGGCCAACAAGACGUGUCGCAUCCUGCAGUACCGCCUCCGCAAGGCCGAGCGCCGCAGCAUCCGAGUGGCUCAGACUGGACAGGUGGACGGGGAGCUGGUCAGGAGCCUGGAGCACGAUAUCAAGGUUGCAAAGAGCGUGUCCCUCCGGUUGUACAAUGAGCUGGAGGCGGUGCAGAAGAAGAAUUCCCAGUUGGAGUGGGAAAAUGAGGCGCUUCGUGAGAAGACACAGGAGCUGGAAGUGGCCAAGCAGGUCUUAACGGCUGAGGUGGAGAAAACCAGAGAGAACUCUCUGAAGAAGAAAAGCAUCAGAUCAACAGCCAGUAAGGCUGAGAAGAGGCUCUGUCAGCAGACUGAGGAUGACAGUGCCGAUCUCAAGUGCCAACUCCACUUUGCCAAAGAGGAAUUAGCUCUCAUGUGCAAGAAGCUCACCAAAUUGGUAUCAGAGAGUGAGGGCAUGCGCGAGGAGCUGGCCAAAUACCACUCAGCCUACGGCGACAUAGACGCCACCCAAUCACCUGAAGGCAAACACAACUCCGCCCACGCCCGGGAGGCGGAGGUCAAAGUUCAUUUGAAACUGGUGGAAGAGGAGGCCACACUCCUGAGCCGGCGCAUCGUCGAACUGGAGGUGGAGAACCGUGGACUCAGAGCAGAAAUGAGCGACCUGAGAGAAAAAAUAGGAGGAGGAGGGGAAGUGGAGGAAGAAGAAGAGAACCAGGAUGUUUUGGAGGAACAUGGGGCAGCUUCUACGCCGGCGGGUGACAGAGAGGGAAGGGAGCAAAGUUUGAAAAUGGGAUGUGCUGUUUACGAGCAGGGACAGGACGAGGGAGCCGAAAGAGAUAAAAGUGAUGCAGAGACAUCUCUGCUUUGCAGCCAAUCGCAGACUGAAGGGAUGAUUACUGCUUGUCAUAUCACGCGAGAAGGUCCUGUAGGUGGUGAGUGGGACCCCUCAGACAGUCAGGAGGCUGACAACGACAAAAAACCUGACAGAGGUCUCAAAGGAAUGACUGUGAAAGACUAUGAAACCAUUGUAGCUCUCAGAGAUCAUUCCUGCAUUUUGAAUGCAGCCAUUCAGCUCCUGACGACACCACCGAAAAACGGGCACUGUUCAUCUCCCUCAUGUGCUUUCACCUCUCCGACAGACGUGGACUCUAAUGGUAAUACACAGAAGGUAUUCCAGCCAGGAUCUUUAAAUGAGGCUUUGGAGCUUCUGCAGGCCAUGCUGUUGGCUUUUAUUGGGAGAGUGGAGACGCUUUUAACAGGAGAAGAUUUAGGCAAAAAGGACGGACACGCUUGGGAUUCCUACACUUUCUCCUUUCUCUCGGGAAACUCUACGUAUCAUGACAUGGAUAGCCAUAAUAUCAAAGAGUCACCAUGUAAGCAGGAGUGUGUUGAAGACCUCCGCACCACAGAGGUCAAGGAAAGGGCAACAAGACAAGCGUCUUCAUUCCGGUGGGACGUCCUCCACAGCUGCAGGGACCCAAAAAUGCAACUAUCCUUGCAGAUUCUGUGGAUCCUCCAUCAGUGGUGCCAAGUUAAAGGACCCGACCUGGAGGGAAAAGAGGGUAAAGACAGAACCAUGUCUGUGCUGCGAGGGUUGUUGCAGGACCUCGGUGCGGAGCUUCGGAAUGAUCGGAUUGAAUUCGACAGUGAAGCCAAGGCCACGCAGGGCAAGGCAACUGAGCGUGCCCGCAGUGGUAUCUUUCAUGAUGAACGACCCUGUGAAGACAGAAUCUGCAGCUCAAAAGGGAAAAAACCGAAGCGGCAGUUUUCUCCACACGACUCCAAGAGGAAGAACUGGUGCUAUCUGAGCCAGGAGGCCGCCCAGCUGGACCGAGAGGACCCCGUUAAGACGUGGGACCAUCUAAUCAUGCCGCUUAGCUUCCCUGAUCUCGAUUUUGAGCAGAUGUUCAUGGAGAGAAGCCACACUGCCCCGGAGAAGUCGGGCUUCCGCGUCUACUACAGCCCCCCGUCAGCCCGCAGAGUCCAGUUGGCUCAGUUGAAGCAAAGCCCUGUCGCAGACAGAGAGUCUGUCGACACUCCCUCUCCGUGGUGCACGCCGCCGACCUCCUUCUCUCCGCUCUGUCUGAGCUCAUCUGCCAACCUGAGCGACGAUGUGAAGGAAAUGACGGCCAGCUGGAGGCAGAGAGUCCACGAGAGUUCACAGGAGAAGAGCGGGAGAUUAGCAGAGCGGUGGGUGGACGUGGCCUGCUCAGGUACUCAGACCCACAUGAAGCCACAGAUGGUGAGUGUUGGUCUGCAGACAGAUGGGACUCAGGGGCCAGUCGCCGUGAGAGGCAGCCCUUCUCGCGUCCUGAGCUCAUCCUUGGUCUCUGCCCGCUCUCACCACAUCUCCACCUCACUGGACGGAGUAGCAGGUCGACUCGAGAGGCCCAGACCCUCAACCUCCUCACCUAAACUGUACCGGAGACACUCUGCAUCCAGUGCAACCUGUCUCCCCUCCUCAACUGCCAGUUUGAGUUCCUCGUCCUCUGGAUCCACCUCUAGAGACCGAGCACUGUGGAACCUGAAUCACCAAAGCCCCUCUGGGCUCACGUGGACCCGACAAACCAGUCACAAAGCAGGUGCAGGACAGAACAACAGGUCUCUGAGCAGCCCCAAGCCUCCCUCCAAAUCUGCAGGCGCCAACCGUUACGGUUUGGUCACAGAGUUUCUGCGCAGGGUGAGCGGCCGGGCCGAGAAACCAGUGCCGGGGUCAGGACAGAAGACGAAGAGCGGUCCGAAGAACCUGGAACGUGUUCCGACGAGGCCUCCUGCCGCCCCGCUGCACAGGACCGACAGCGUGACGAGGAUCGUCAACCAGAGGUUCAUGAAGCAGAGAGAGGAAGCCAGCCGAGCCCAGAGAGAGGAGAGGGGCGGCAGCCUGAACCACAGUGUCAGACACAACGUUAACGUUUCAGCAGAGGAUGGAAACUACGACUGCAGCUCCAGCAGCACCUUGACCUUCUGCUUCGCCCGCUCGUCUCGCUCCGCCCAGAGACAAACGUCAAACCAGAGCAAACUCCACCGGCACAGAUACUCGCCUCCAGCGAGCGCGGCUGUGGACUCCAACUGUGAGUGAACGGCCGGGGGAAUAACAACAGCAGCUCCACUGAUGCUUCUGGACAGCUGAGAGCAGUCAGAGCCACAGGGCUGGAAUUUAACACGUAUUCUGUACAUGUACUGUAAACCUUGCAAUUCUGCAGGAUGGUUGAACUGGGAGAACUGGUAGACUGUAUAUGGGAUGUGUAGCAGAGCUGUGAGUAAACUGAUAGGUUCAUUUCUUCUGGUGCAAUUAAAAUCACUCAUCUCCUUUGACAGAUUAAUUUUUAUUUCGCUUACUCAAAUAAAAUGUUGAAAUGUUGAAUAUUCAUUUAUACUGACAGUUAUUUAAACCUUCAAACUAAAACUGACUUUUGCACUUACAUUGUGGAUUGAUUUUCUAUUAUCUUUGUCGUAUUUUGUAGAGAAUAACCUCGUUUUACUGAAUAAACAUCUAAGU